This is a messenger RNA of Opisthorchis viverrini, 1746 nucleotides long. RefSeq lists its product as hypothetical. The transcript has 5 exons. Gene Ontology annotation, biological process: DNA strand elongation involved in DNA replication; DNA replication. NCBI's taxonomy places the organism in Eukaryota, Metazoa, Platyhelminthes, Trematoda, Opisthorchiida, Opisthorchiidae. Gene Ontology annotation, cellular component: delta DNA polymerase complex. Gene Ontology annotation, molecular function: DNA binding. The coding region runs from base 13 to 1593 and encodes 526 amino acids. The record is from RefSeq and is a predicted model, not a curated record.
CAGCAUUAGGAAAUGACUGUGACAUUAUCGAACAAUGUGACGGAGACUGCGCAGUUUUGUACUGUUCCACGAUUCGUGAUUCCCGAAUGCUCUCUUUCAUUCCAUCGUCAAUAUUCGAAAAUCUAUACGGCCCGUUUUAGUGCGGCUCAGCCGGUGCUUAGCGCUGCAGCCACUCGGCAGUGGGCUGCAUUCGAACAUCCUAAUCAUGACCAGUUACCAAUUCGCUCUCUGAACAGUCUGGUAACGGACGAGAAAUGCGUUAUUCUUGGGACCUUGUAUAAGGAGAUGAAACUGAAACCAAGUAUUCUUCGCGACCUAGCCAAUUCGGAGUUUGGUCAGGGCGGUGUCCAGCUCCAGGGAGAUACCCUCAAUACGCUGAUGUCGUCCGAUGACAGCAUAUUCCUCGAGGAUAAUGUACAGCGCAUUCGCGUGGUCAUGGAUGGUCUCAAUGGGGUGUCUAUUACAAACCUGGCUACCGGUGUGGUCGUGGCGCUUCUCGGAGUUGAACCUGAACAUGCGCAAGGGUCGUUUCACGUGGAAGACAUACUAUUUCUCGAACCCCAACCGGAAAAACCGAUCUACAGUUUGCCAACAAACACAAAGCGUGCAGAUUGGAUGCGGUUCCAUAUUUCUGGUCCUUGGCUGGCACUUGUAUCCGGAUUGGAUUUCAACGGUGCUGGACAAACCCGACCGGGUCACUCCAUGGCUCUCCAGCUAUUGGCCGACUGGUUGCGUUCUGCGGGUGAUUUACAUCCGUCAACGGAUGGUGUCGGCAUCGUUCGUCUGAUGAUUCUUGGUGACUCUGUUCAACUUCCGACUUCAACAGAUGCGACUUCGGGUCCAACCCACCUCACACAACAGGCGCGUUACUUAACACGAAAUGCAGAUGCAGGUAGUGUGACCGCCAUGGCCCUGUUGGAUUCAUGGUUAUCUACGUUACCGCUUGGUCCCGGACACGUCCGUUCCCGCACCGCUGCGAAUGGGCUUCCAGUGGAUUUGUUACCUGGUCCAUCAGAUGCAGCGUCUCAGCUGCUCCCACAACAACCUAUUCACCCGUCCGCAUUUCCACUUGCGGUGGCUCGCGCCGGUGGCACUGGCUGCGGUGGGCUCUGUGGCCGAACAAAUCCCUACGCGUGUUCUGUGUUUGGACGGAAGAUAUUGGCUACCUCAGGUCAAGGAGUGAACGACCUAUCGCUUUAUACUGAUCUUGAAACUCCAUGUGAUCGGAUGGAAGCCACGCUACUGUGGGGACAUCUUGCACCCACUUGUCCAGAUACGCUUCCCGGUUAUCCACUUUUGAAAAAUGACCUAUUAUUGAUGGAAACAUCAUCUGCAGACAGCAGACUUUCUCCGGACUAUCCGGACAUCUACGUUGCUGGAUGUCAACCGGGGGAAAAACCGUCUUGGAGACGUGCACGGCUGAGUUGGAAGGACAGAUCUUUGAAACCUUCUGUCCACAAGGAACCAUGCGGUGCGCUUUUGGUUGCCGUCCCGCGGUUUUCCCAGUCGUUUUCUAUUGUACUUGUUCACUUGGAAACCCUUGACUGUCGUGUUGUACAUUUUGAUAUCAGUGCUUUCAGUGACGAAAACUGAGCACUCCUUUUCGUGUUUAUAUAUAUCGCGGCCAGAUUAUUUUAUCAACCAGAUGUUGAGUGUACAAAUUACACUGGUUGUUUUUCUGUAUGAACAUUGCCUCCGUGAAUUUUGCUAUUUAGGGGGAGAUUGGUUUCGUAUCAAAAUUUUAAG